AUGCGAGUGCAAUUAAGUAUCCGAUUCAUCGAUACGGGGAAAAAACUGCUCAUAAAAAGUCAAGUUAGUAACGACCAUCCUAACAUCAUACCCAACUUUCUUCUCUCCUUUCAGACGAUCCUCAACUCAAUGCACAAGUACCAGCCUAGAUUUCACUUAGUCCGAGCGAACGAUAUCCUAAAGCUACCGUACUCGACGUUUCGUACCUACGUGUUUAAGGAAACCGAAUUCAUAGCCGUAACUGCAUAUCAAAAUGAAAAAAUAACGCAAUUGAAAAUAGAUAAUAAUCCCUUUGCAAAAGGGUUUCGUGAUACCGGUGCUGGCAAGCGGGAGAAGAACGAGGCGCAAUUUUCAACUGCCACAGCAUUACGAAGUUGUUCCGCCUUCCGGCAGUCGCUCAUGGGCCAGCGGAGUUCCGACGGAGACAAGCUCAGCCCGAGCUCCGUCAGCUCCUCCCGAGGUCCAGCUGGUUUGGACCACCGAACGAAUAGCAUAUCAACCCUGGACGACGACGACAAACUGCUAGACGUCGUUGGACCACCACAAAGCCCACUCCUCUCGCUCAGCCAGCAGAUGCAACAUCAUGCAGGAUGGUUCAAUUUUGAAGAUGUGCAACGCGCGGAGGAAGCGAUGCGAAGGCGACUCCAAUCGGACGAGAACGAACGCGACGGAAGUGACUCCAACUGUUCGGAUAGUGUUUCAGGAAGCACAGGUGCCUUUCGUCCGACCUCGGGCAGCCCCAAGGAAUCGUCGAGUAGCGCCGGCACGUCAUAUCCAUCGCCGAACAUCUCCGUAGGACCACCCAUCCAUCCGCCGCCGCAUCUGUUACCGUAUCUUUAUCCACCGGGCCUCUACCCGCCGCAUCACCUCUCGCUACUGCAUAAUCCUGCCGCGGCCGCAGCCAUGAACCCCAGUUUGCUGUUCAACGCCCAACUGGCCCUCGCUGCGCAGCAUCCAGCCUUCUUCGGUCACUACUCGGGCCAUUCACCAUCCUCGCCACUGCACGGUCUGAAAGGCCACCGUUUCUCGCCAUACAGUUUACCAGGUUCGGGUAUGGGCUCAGCGUUCGAUGCGGUCACGCCCGGAUCGAACUCUGGAGGACCACGAAGUCUUAGCAGUAGUCCUCAUCCACGUGCUGCCUCAAACUCGCCACCCACGAGACCAAUCUCAGUGUCCCCCACUCCCACCCAGAACCCAACGUCUCCGGCCUCGGCGGAGACUGGUGCUACCGCAAUACCGCCGUCGGCUCAGCCAGCGUCGAUGGUCGCCACUAUGCCUUCCAACUCGCCGUCCGAGUUGAAGAGCAUAGAGAAGAUGGUCAACGGGCUCGAGGUGCAGCACAACAUCAACGGCAACGUGGAGAACAGUAAACUGCAGCAGCUCGCCAGCCAUGACCAGUGACGACUCCUGGCCGGUCCGGCGAGUGACUUUGGCAGCAAUAGCAGCUCGCUGAAGCUCGACCAGGACAUGUGACAGUUGGCAAUAAGUUCCAGCAAGAUAUUCAGCGCAAUGUGAAUCUCUUGCACCGUGAUCAUUCGGCUUGCGGGGAAGGGGUUUCGAAUGGGCAAUGUUAGAGCAGAACCUGUUAUCUAGAUGAAUUACUGUGCAAAUAUUUAUGCUUAAACUAUAAGGGACGCCAAUCCGAACAAAGUCAGUGCACGCGCGCAGCGGCAGAGGACAGUCAAUGGUCAAACCUCUGCCUUCGUUUCUGUGUAAAGUUAGUUAAAUGAACGAGUAUAAACUUCAGCAUUAUUUUAACCAAGCAGAGAUCACUUUUAAAUACGGCGAAUGCUGUGCAGCGCACAUAAAUCUAUCGAGAGAGAGAGAGUCAGCAGGAACAACUAGUGAACUGUAAAUAGUCCGUACUGAGCACAGCGUAGAUGAAGAAGAA
This is a messenger RNA of Aedes albopictus (Asian tiger mosquito), 1891 nucleotides long. Its product is annotated as optomotor-blind protein. Lineage: Eukaryota; Metazoa; Arthropoda; Insecta; Diptera; Culicidae. Bases 1 to 1401 code for a protein of 466 amino acids. Gene Ontology annotation, cellular component: nucleus. The record is from RefSeq and is a predicted model, not a curated record. Gene Ontology annotation, biological process: regulation of transcription by RNA polymerase II; positive regulation of DNA-templated transcription; cell fate specification. The transcript is spliced from 6 exons. Gene Ontology annotation, molecular function: RNA polymerase II cis-regulatory region sequence-specific DNA binding; DNA-binding transcription factor activity, RNA polymerase II-specific.